Molecule: messenger RNA, 1152 nt
Organism: [Torrubiella] hemipterigena
Lineage: Eukaryota; Fungi; Ascomycota; Sordariomycetes; Hypocreales; Clavicipitaceae
Source: the annotation of a GenBank genome assembly
AUGGGUUUCCACCAGAUCGCCGGGUUUGCCAUUGGCAUUCUUCUCUCGCCAAUCUACAUCGUCUUCCUCGGAUUGGGCGUGACACCCUUCUUCCAACGACACUUCCUUUAUGCGCACAAAAUCAAUACCUGGUGGACUGAUUUGAACGAGCCUGAAGCUUGGGGCUUUGCCAAAAAUCAGGUAUCCCCAUUUGGGCUGAAAACCACGGAUGGCGAAACCCUCUAUGCGUGGCAUAUCUUGCCUUUGCCUAUAUAUCUGCAAAAUGAGGAGCUCCUGGUCAAUGAGCCCACUGGGUAUAUACAAGAUAUCACACAAGCAACCUCGUUCCGUCUAUUGAAAGAGGACCCAAAGGCAAAACUGAUUCUAUACUUUCAUGGUAAUGCUGGCCAUGUUGCCCAAGGCAUCCGGCCGGACAGCUACCACACAUUAACAGAUACUUCGCAUUACCACGUUGUCGCAAUCGACUAUAGAGGUUACGGCCAAUCGACAUCGUACCCUUCCGAAGAUGGCCUAAUCACCGAUGCCUACUCACUAGUCGACUGGGCCAUCAACACAGCCGGUGUACCCCCGCGCCAAAUUGUACUUUUAGGCCAAAGCUUAGGCACGGCAGUGGUGAGUGCCGUAGCCGAAAAGUGUGCCCUCCAAAGCAUUGAGCUCGGGGGAGUAGUUCUGGUCGCUGGCUUCUCGGACCUGGCCAAUAUGCUAAGCGGUUACCGAAUUGGAGGCAUUGUACCCGCAUUGGGACCCUUUGCAUCUAUGCCAUGGUUUGUAAAUCUCCUGAAACGCUACGUCGUUGAUAAAUGGCAUUCGGCCAAUAGGCUAGGCAACUUGGUGCUCCAUACGAAGUCUCGCUUACGCCUAACCAUGAUCCAUGCCAAGGACGACUGGGAUAUCCCAUAUACAGAAGACGAUAAACUCUUCAAAUCUGCCGCAAUGCAAACCACCGACCUAGUAUCCGACCAAGAAUUUGCGACCCUCAAAGAACAAAGAACGGUACACCGGGGUAAGGACUCUUUCGAAACUAUAUGGCGAGCCGAGCCCGACAUUGUGAUACGCCAGGAACUGUAUCCUUACGGAGGUCACAAUGAUAUUAUGGGUUUUGCGCCGGUGUCUUUGGCCAUCAUGAAGUGCUUCGACGAUGCUGCCAAAUAA